GACCUUUUUUUCUCCCUCUUUUCUUCAACCACAAGCUAUCCAACAAACUCCCUCAUUCCUUCUUAUCUUUGUUCCUCCUCAUCCCCCUCUCUUCUCUCUCUCCUUCCCACCCAGGAGGGAUGGAGAUAAGAAAGAAACCAAACAUAUUCACGGUUCUCGUCAUUGAUUUUUCUUCAAAGCCUUCCAUGGCUCUCCUUCUGGCUAUUCUCCUUUUCCUCUCAGGCCCUUCUGCAUCUGCGGUAGCUGCAGCUGCUGUGGGACCUGCUACUGGUUUUAAACCGGCAGAUGAUAUUCUCAUUGAUUGUGGAAGCAAAUCGUCAUCAAAAACCCCUGAUGGAAGAGUCUUUAAGAGUGACCAAGAAACAAUCCAAUACAUAGAAGCCAAGGAAGAUAUUCAGGUCUCAGCCCCGCCUUCAGACAAGGUCGCAUCUCCUAUCUACCUAACUGCAAGGAUCUUCCGUGAGGAAGCCACCUACAAAUUCCAUUUGACUCGACCUGGUUGGCAUUGGGUUCGCCUGCAUUUCUUGGCCUUCCCUAAUGACAAGUUCGAUCUCCAACAAGCAACCUUUUCCGUUUUAACGGAGAAAUAUGUGCUGCUUCAUAACUUCAAAAUAAGUAACAACAACAAUGAUAGUCAAGCUGCUGUUCAGAAGGAGUAUCUCGUCAACAUGACAGAUGCUCAAUUCGCCCUCAGGUUCAGACCUAUGAAAAGCUCUGCAGCGUUCAUCAACGCUAUCGAAGUCGUGUCAGCUCCAGACGAACUGAUCUCUGAUUCUGGCACUGCCCUUUUCCCUGUCAUUGGGUUCUCGGGUCUGUCUGACUACGCUUACCAGUCUGUUUAUAGAGUCAAUGUCGGCGGUCCCUUGAUCAUGCCUCAGAAUGAUACAUUAGGAAGAACCUGGAUACCCGAUAAGGAAUUCUUGAAAGAUGAGAACUUGGCAAAGGACGUUAAAACAACCCCUUCGGCAAUCAAGUACCCACCGGAAGUUACACCUUUGAUUGCUCCACAGACGGUUUAUGCAACAGCUGUAGAAAUGGCUAAUUCUCUCACCAUAGACCCUAAUUUUAACGUCUCCUGGAAUUUCCCCUCCAACCCAUCGUUUAACUACCUUAUCCGGCUUCAUUUCUGUGAUAUCGUUAGCAAGUCUCUCAAUGACCUGUACUUUAAUGUGUACAUUAACGGGAAAACUGCCAUUUCUGGACUGGAUUUGUCCACUGUCGCUGGGAAUCUAGCUGCUCCUUACUACAAAGACAUCGUUGUGAACGCAACACUUAUGGGCCCUGAGCUCCAAGUCCAGAUUGGUCCCAUGGGAGAAGAUACAGGGACCAAAAACGCGAUCUUGAACGGUGUUGAGGUUCUGAAGAUGAGCAAUUCCGUGAACAGCCUUGAUGGAGAGUUUGGAGUGGAUGGUAGAACCACUGGCAUGGGGAAGCAUGGUAUGGUAGCAACCGCGGGGUUUGUGAUGAUGUUUGGAGCUUUCAUUGGUCUGGGAGCCAUGGUUUACAAGUGGAAGAAGAGGCCACAAGAUUGGCAGAAGAGAAAUAGUUUCUCCUCUUGGUUGCUACCAAUACAUGCUGGUGAUAGCACUUUCAUGACAAGCAAAGGUGGUUCUCAGAAAUCCAACUUCUACAACUCAACACUUGGUCUCGGCCGCUAUUUCUCCCUUUCAGAGCUUCAAGAAGCCACAAAGAACUUUGAAGCAUCCCAGAUUAUCGGUGUUGGAGGAUUCGGUAACGUCUACAUUGGAACCCUCGACGAUGGAACCAAAGUCGCUGUCAAAAGAGGUAAUCCACAGUCUGAACAAGGAAUCACUGAGUUUCAGACAGAGAUCCAGAUGCUUUCUAAGCUCAGACACAGACACUUGGUCUCCUUGAUUGGUUACUGUGACGAGAACUCUGAGAUGAUCUUAGUCUAUGAGUUCAUGUCCAAUGGUCCAUUCAGGGACCACUUGUAUGGAAAGAACCUUGCUCCUCUAACCUGGAAACAAAGACUCGAGAUAUGUAUCGGAUCUGCACGUGGGCUUCACUACUUACACACAGGAACAGCUCAGGGGAUUAUCCACCGUGAUGUCAAAUCCACCAACAUUCUUCUCGAUGAAGCUUUAGUUGCAAAAGUCGCUGACUUUGGUCUUUCUAAAGAUGUAGCUUUUGGACAAAACCAUGUCAGCACGGCCGUGAAAGGAAGUUUCGGGUACUUAGACCCGGAGUACUUUAGAAGACAACAACUUACCGACAAAUCCGAUGUUUAUUCCUUUGGUGUCGUUCUUCUAGAAGCUCUGUGCGCAAGACCAGCCAUCAAUCCUCAGCUACCAAGAGAGCAGGUUAACUUAGCUGAAUGGGCGAUGCAAUGGAAACGAAAAGGACUUCUUGAAAAGAUCAUUGAUCCUCAUUUGGCUGGAACGAUUAAUCCUGAAUCGAUGAAGAAGUUUGCUGAAGCUGCAGAGAAGUGUUUAGAAGACUACGGUGUCGAUAGGCCAACAAUGGGAGAUGUUCUGUGGAACUUGGAGUAUGCUCUUCAGCUUCAAGAGGCAUUCACUCAGGGCAAAGCAGAAGAGACCGAGAACGCUAAGCCUGAUGUGGUGACACCUGGCUCGGUGCCUGUGUCUGAUCCAUCUCCGAUCACUCCCUCAGUCACCACCAACGAAGCGGCUACUGUUCCGGUUCCUGCUAAGGUGGAAGAGAACAGUGGCACGGCCGUGGAUGAACACUCUGGAACAGCCAUGUUUACUCAGUUUGCUAACCUUAACGGAAGAUAAAAACAAACUAACAGAUAAAUAAUUAAAAAAGGACAUAAAGAAUGCACCAAACCGAAUUUGUCGUUAUAAACAGUAAUUGCAAUAGAAAAAACUUGACUUUUUAAGGUGAUAUAUUUGUUUCUUUGUAUGUUUUUUUGGUGGUGGUCGGGGAGAUGUGUGUGAUAUUUCUAUAUUUUGGUGUAUUUUAUAAAAUUUAUAUAUUUUUUGUAUGAAGUGUAAUUUUGUGGGUGGAUAUGUAUAUGUAUGUAUGUGUACUUCUAAAUGCUCUGCUGCAUUUACUUUACUUAUCCUCCUUCAUUGUAGUUGUUAAUAUUAGCUUACAAAUACAAAUUCACAUUGAAACAUAAGUGUGUGUGAAUCUUACUUGAAAUUUACAUCAUUUUGUACACACAGGAAACAAAAAGUUCUCUUUUUGUAUUCUAAGAAAGUUGGUUUUACAGUCUGGACUCUGAGCAUCUGUUUCAGAGUAGACCAGAAAAGAUCUGUUUCA
Molecule: messenger RNA, 3246 nt
Organism: Arabidopsis thaliana (thale cress)
Lineage: Eukaryota; Viridiplantae; Streptophyta; Magnoliopsida; Brassicales; Brassicaceae
Product: Malectin/receptor-like protein kinase family protein
Exons: 1
Coding region: 120-2756 (878 amino acids)
Cellular component (GO): membrane
Molecular function (GO): protein kinase activity; ATP binding
Source: RefSeq, marked reviewed